AUGCAGGGAUGUAGAAGAAAUUAUAAGCACGCUGUUCGACUCGAUAUUCGCGCAAAAGCCACAGGUAGAACGAUCCGGAAUAGAAUUCAAGCAGUCGGACCGAAUGGAACGGAUGAGCGAUGGGCUGUUCUUUUUUGUGAUUUACCGUCAUUACGCCGGACCCGCAUGGCAAUCACCAGACUCAAAACCCCGGUUCCACUCGGCAACUUUCUGGAGGAGUGCCAAAUUCUGGUCGUGAUCAUCACCCCAACGCAUGAGAAAGGUACGAAAUCUGCCGCCGAGGUGGCUAGGACCUACGCAACGCUACUGGCUUGCGAUGGGAUUCUGGACCAACUAUUGGAUGCUGCGGAUGAAUUAGCAAUAAAGGCAAUUUUUGAUACCUCGGCUAAGCUGUUGAAAGAAAAUAUAGUGAUCCAAGUCCAUGAAGAGUGUAAUGAAAAGGACGAGAACGAUAAUUCAUGGAAACCAUUUUCCGGCAUUAUUGCUGAUACAAGACGUAGAGCCAAGCAUUAUGCAUCGGAUUUUACCGAUGCCUCGGCUCUCUGUUAUAAAGCUUUGGCCGCCAUCUUUAAAACUUACUCUGUUAGUUACACUAAUUGCGUUGCUGAUAUGAAUUCUACAAGUGUUUUUAUGAAAGAUGGUUGUGCUCCCGGAAGUGCCCUUCUUUUCGCCUUAUUGGUAUUCGGAACUCUUUGGCUAGCUCUUACUUUUGAUGCAGCAAGAAAAGGACACUUUUUAACAACCUUUAUCCGCGGCCUAAUUUCUGAUUAUGCUCUCCCAAUCGCUGUGGUUAUCAUGGCUGUCCUGGCAAAGAUCUUCUUCAGCAAUGUCGAUACGGAAAGCUUCAGCGUCUACGAUAAAGCUGAUAUCCAUUGGGCCGGACCGGAAAAUCUACCAUUUUGGGCUCAGGGACUCGCAAUCGGGCUCGCCCUACCAUCUGCCUAUCUUCAUUUAAAGGCCUUGGCCGACGUGGAGCAUCGCGUACACAAUGGGGUCAUGGGCGAAGUGAUUACCAAAGUCAGAGAAACUCGUCUGGCCGUUCUAUUAGCGCAUAUUCUGAUGAUCCCCAUAUAUUUCUGGCUAAUUCCAUACUUUACAGCUUUUAUCCCAACUUCAUUAUUUCAUGGACUUUUCCUCUUCAUGGCCAUCAGCUCGUUGACGGGUAAUGAAAUGUGGCAGAGAAUUAUGCUCCUUUUUACUGAACAGCGCUCUUACCCGGCCACCAGUUACUUGAGAAAGGUCUCACAAAGAAAAGUCCACGCCUUCACCAUUAUUGAAAUUCUACAAUUAGCCACGCUAUUGGCAGUCGGUUUUUAUCCUUGGCAUUUUGUGGAAAUGGUAUUUCCGGUUGUCAUUGCGUUAUUUAUACCUUUCCGGCAUUUCAUACUCCCGCUAAUGUUUUCUGACGAUGAACUGGAAGCAUUGGAUAGCGAACAU
Molecule: messenger RNA, 1437 nt
Organism: Mesorhabditis spiculigera
Lineage: Eukaryota; Metazoa; Nematoda; Chromadorea; Rhabditida; Rhabditidae
Source: the annotation of a GenBank genome assembly